GUAAAAAUAUUGUUAAGUUCAUAGCGCCUUCAAACCAUUAUCAAACUAUAACUUUGUUACUUGUACUGUCAAGAUUCCUUUCAUAAUCACAAUCGACAAGCUGCAGAGAGACAUCUAAGUAGGAUGGAUCUGAAAAUGUUCAUCGAUCACUACUCUUUUGCCAGAAUUGCAGGCUUAUUAGCUUUGUUAUCUUUCUUCUAUUAUUUAUGGAUCUCAAAGUUGUCAAGGAAUACAAAACUAUCAUCAGUACAACCACCUGAAGUUGCUGGCGCAUUGCCUAUAUUAGGCCACCUUCCUCGGCUACUAGGAGGACUAGGAGGGUCUAGGCCUCUAUUCAAAAUCCUUGCAGACAUGUCUGACAUUUAUGGACCUAUCUUCAUGGUCCGGUUUGGUAUGCAUCCAACCCUGGUGGUAAGCAGUUGGGAGAUGGCUAAAGAGUGCUUCACCACCAACGAUAAGUUCCUCACUGGCCGCCCAUCGGGUGCUGCCGACAAGUACCUCACUUCUGGCCUGUUUGGUUUUUCGACGUACGGUCCUUACUGGCGAGAGAUUCGUAAGAUCUCUACCGUCCAUUUACUCUCACAUAGGCGUCUUGAGCUUUUCAAGCAUGUUCCUUACUUGGAGGUCGCCAACUGCAUGAAACACUUGCAUCGACGCUGGAUAGACAGUCAAAACCAAAUAAAACAAAAUGACGUAGCAGCUGGUUCAGUAAAAGUUGACAUGGGCAGAGUAUUUGGCGAGCUAACCUUGAAUGUGGUGUUGAAGUUAGUUGCUGGAAAAUCAAUUUUUUUCAAGAACGACAACACUCGUGAAUAUGACUCCAAGGAUGGUCAUAACAAAGCGGAGGAAGAAGGUAAAAAGCUCCAUAAGACCAUCAUAGAAUUCUACUCACUAGCAGGAGCUUCGGUUGCAUCUGAUGUUCUUCCAUUUCUUGGGUGGUUGGAUGUGGGUGGACAAAAGAAACGCAUGAAAAGUGUAGCCAAGGAUAUGGAUUUCAUUGCUGCGAAGUGGCUUGAAGAGCAUCGGCACCAAAGAAGACAAACAGUACUCUCAAGCUCAGCAGUACUAGGUAGCAGUAAUCAUGACGAUGCGGAAGAUUUCAUGGACGUGUUGAUGUCAAUUCUUGAUGGGGAAAAUGAUGAUCUCUUCUUUGGUUACAGCCGUGACACUGUAAUCAAAACCACAUGUCUGCAACUUAUAGCAGCUGCCGCAGAUACCACAUCAGUUACGAUAACAUGGGCUCUUGCAUUACUAAUUACUAAUCCUACAGUAUUAAGGAAGGCUCAGGAUGAGCUUGAUGCCAAAGUAGGAAAGGAUAGAAACAUAGAGGAACACGACAUCAAUAAUCUUGUCUACCUCCAAGCAAUUGUUAAGGAGACACUCCGGAUGUACCCUGCUGGCCCACUCAGCGUACCCCACGAGGCUAUCGCAGACUGCAGUAUUGGUGGGUAUGAAGUGAGAGCAGGCACCCGUUUGUUGGUCAACCUAUGGAAAAUGCACCGCGAUCCUCGAGUAUGGUCAAAUCCGUCAGAGUUCAAGCCAGAGAGGUUCCUUCCACAAUUAGAUGGUGGAUCUGGUGGUGAGGCGGCAAACUUGGACUUCAGAGGUCAAGACUUUGAGUAUCUACCUUUUAGUGCAGGAAGAAGGAUGUGUCCAGGGAUCGACUUUUCCCUCCAAACGCUUCACAUGGCGCUUGCUCGCCUGCUUCAUGCGUUCGAUUUCAACAAUGACUCGGCAGGACUAAUAAUAGACAUGGCGGAAGGUUCAGGUUUAACUAUGCCCAAGUUGACACCACUAGAGAUUUACCUCUGCCCACGCCUCCCAGCCAAACUCUACUAGAAUUUGUAGCCAGGAUGUAAGGGUGUCUCCCAUGUUCCAUUCCAAAGAAAAAGUUCACCUGAAAAGUGUCUUAAGGGAUUUAAGGUGAAUUUGUACUCUGCUUCCUUAUAUAUUGAAUUUAUUAUGAAGUAAUAACCAACUGGAGAUAAAUUUGUACUAUCCCUUGGAUUCUUUGCAAUCAUAAUAUUUUGGUAGCGUUUGAAA
This is a messenger RNA of Papaver somniferum (opium poppy), 2043 nucleotides long. RefSeq names its product cytochrome P450 CYP82D47-like. The record is from RefSeq and is a predicted model, not a curated record. Gene Ontology annotation, molecular function: heme binding; iron ion binding; oxidoreductase activity, acting on paired donors, with incorporation or reduction of molecular oxygen. NCBI's taxonomy places the organism in Eukaryota, Viridiplantae, Streptophyta, Magnoliopsida, Ranunculales, Papaveraceae. Gene Ontology annotation, biological process: defense response to other organism. The transcript has 2 exons. The coding region runs from base 124 to 1839 and encodes 571 amino acids.